AUCACCUGAUCACUACCAAUGAGGAACUACACAGCGUUUGAUUGUUGAGCAUGCGAUCAUGUGAUUGUAUGUUUUUGUGUAAUGAAGCUUUUUUUUUUAUUUCACCGAAGGAAACAUGUGUCCUAAUUAAUUGUUUACGGGGGAGGAUAUGUUGAUGGCCGGGGAGAGUCAUGUUGAUCAUUAAUUCGGUUCUGAAACUGCUGCAGCGGCAGACAUACACCUGUCUGUCUCAUCGCUAUGGACUGUACCUGUGCUUCGGAGGAAUAGUCCUCAUGAUAGUGUCUGCUUUUCAGUUUGGAGAGGUUGUGGUAGAGUGGAGUCGAGAUCAGUACCAUGUUUUGUUUGAUUCCUACAGAGAUAAUGUUGCAGGGAAGUCCUUUCAGACCAGGCUUUGCCUACCAAUGCCCAUUGAUGUGGUUUACACCUGGGUAAAUGGCACAGACACAGACCUGCUGAAGGAUCUUCUUGCAGUGAGACAGCAGUUGGAAGAAGAACAGAAGGCCCUGAGGGAACGUCUUGGGAAAAAUGCAUCUGAAAUAACUGAAGCCCCUAAGGGAAGGCCGGAAUGUCUGCUGUCCCACUGCAUCAUGGGCCCAGUGCUGGUGUUGGAUCCAGCUUUUCCUGCCAACAUCACGUUGAAGGAGCUGCCAACACUUUCAGCAGCAUUCUCCACUGCAAAACAGCUCUUACAGGUGGCCAAACCUCUCCACUCCUCCACAAGCGUGUCUGUUCUUCUCUUCCACUCUCAUAGUGAAGCUGAAAAAGCCCAUACAGAUGCUUUGAAGGAUACUUUGACACACUCCAUCAGCCGAGGUUAUCUGACGACUGAUAAAGAGGCUCCGGGGCUGGUUCGAAUCCAAACUCUGGCCUACUUGAGCGGGUUCCCAGCAUCACUGAAGGAAACUGAGCAGCUCCGGGUCAAACUACCAGCUGUGGUGACCAGUAAAAUCAAACAGUUGCAGCUGUACUCGGAGGCCAGUAUUGCUCUUCUCCACCUAAACACAGCGCAGGAUUUUACUGAACUCACCCAGCAGGCCAAGAAGAACCUAACAUUGGAAGGAAAAGAGCUCACAGUCAGUCCGGCGUACCUCUUCUGGGACCUUAGCGCCAUCUCACAGUCUAAACAGGAUGAGGAUGUAUCUGCAAGUCGCUUUGAAGACAAUGAAGAGCUGCGUUAUUCACUACGUUCCAUCGAAAAACACGCACCAUGGGUGCGGCACAUCUUUAUCAUAACCAAUAGUCAGAUACCGUCUUGGCUUAACCUGGAUAACCCCCGUGUCUCAGUGGUUACUCACCAGGACAUUUUUCAGAAUCAUUCUCACCUGCCAUCAUUCAGUUCUCCUGCCAUAGAGACCCACAUUCACCGAAUCCCAGGACUCUCUCAAAAGUUCAUCUACCUCAAUGAUGAUGUCAUGUUCGGCAAGGAAGUGUGGCCUGAUGAUUUCUACAGCCACUCUAAAGGUCAAAAGGUGUAUCUCACCUGGCCUGUACCAAACUGUGCUGAGGGCUGCCCAGGGUCCUGGAUCAAAGAUGGCUAUUGCGACAAGGCCUGCAACAACUCUGCAUGUGAUUGGGAUGGAGGAGACUGUCAUGGUGCUGCAGGCAGCAGCCGUUUUGGAGGAGCGGGUGGUGCUGUAAUCGGAGGUGGGCAGCCUUGGCAGUUCGGAGGUGGUCUCGGGGGACUGGGAGGCGUGUCCUUCUGCAACCAAGGCUGCGCUAACUCUUGGUUGGCAGAUAAGUUCUGUGACCAGGCGUGCAACGUUAUUGCUUGUGGGUUCGAUGUGGGUGACUGCGGACAAGAUAAUUUCAACCAACUGCACCGUGUCGUCCUCCGGAGGAACCAGACGCUUUACACCCUGCCUCAGGGAGAGCUCAGACCAUAUUUUAGCUUCUCAGGCCUGGCUAACCGCGUGUCUGAGGCACAGGUUGCAGAUAACCCAGUGCUCCGUCACACUUCUGUCGCCAACAAAUGGAAGACCAUCCACCUGCUGCUGCUGCCCGGACACAAUGGCACCCAGAUCCACUACAACAUCACCUUUCAGGGUACCGACAACCACGACUUCACCAUGACUUUCUCUGUAGCCGUAGAUACCCGAGAGCUCCCCAAAUCAAACAUAUCCAAUCCGGUGCAGGAGAAAGACGAAGAGCCCAGACUGAACAUAGUGACCCCAGAACCAGUGGUUGAGUUUGAAAAUGUUCCCAAAAAAAAACAAGGCCCGAGAGUUAGAGAGAAAGCCCAUGGCGGUGUAGAGAUUGUGCAGGUGCCUGCAUUAAACGAAUCUCUUUUGCCUGAGGAAGUAAAGUUUGAGUUACAGAAACUGAACGAGAAGUUAUCAUUAGGUGACAUCACUAUUAGAGGCUUUAAUUUGACCAAAGCAGUGCUGUUGGGCCCAUACAAAGACAAAGCUAAGCUUUCACUAAACAAUAAAAACUCUGAAAAACAAGACCAGAACGAGCAAGCAAAACACUCGAAUGAAGACCAGAAGUCUCAACAUCAGGUGAAAAGAGCAAAUGAAGAAAAGGAAAGACAUAAUCAUUCUAAAUUGGAGCCAGCUGGUGCUCCAUCUCUUAUCCCAGUCCAGAUUGAUGGUGUUACACCGAAGGUUCAAUUAAGAUUGUUCAGCAAAGAGAAACCCCACGCUCAUAAGCUUUUUGACACCCUGAUGGGAAACAUGUCUAAGGAGAGAGAUUCAGAAAACGAAGCCCACCUCCGUGGGCGGCCGGUGGGUCGUAAACUCCAGUAUUACACCUCCAGCUUCGACCGUGGUUUCCUUCCAUGGGAGAAGAGGAAGUUCUUUCAGGAUCUGCUGGAGGAAGAGGAGCAUCUACAGAGAGAACUGCAGUAUGCAGCUGACGGGACAGCCACUGGACGCAGGUUGCGUGACACUUUUGCAGAUUCACUCCGCUAUGUCAACAGACUCUUGAAUGCUCAGUUCGGCUUCACUUCCCGCAAAGUGCCUGCCCACAUGCCUCACAUGAUUGACAGGCUUGUCAUGCAGGAACUACAGGACACCUUCCCUCAGGAGUUUGAUAAGACCUCGUCCCACCGUGUGCGUCACUCAGAGGACAUGCAGUUUGCCUUUUCUUAUUUCUACUUCUUGAUGAGUGCAGUGCAGCAGCUCAACAUAUCAGAAAUGUUUGACGAAAUUGACACAGACCACUCUGGUGUGCUGUCUGAUCGUGAGAUUCGCACAUUGGCCACACGUAUCCAUGAACUCCCCUUAAGCCUUCAGGAUUUGACCAGUCUGGAGCAGAUGCUUAUAAACUGCUCCAAGUCUCUUCCGUCAAACCUUACACAGCUCCAUACUGUCAGCCCAACCCAAGAGGCCUAUUAUGACCCCAGCAUGCCACCCGUCACAAAAGGUUUAGUAAUCCACUGCAAUCCCAUCACAGAGAGGAUCCACAAAGCCUUCAAGGACCAGAAUAAAUACAAAUUUGAAAUUAUGGGCGAAGAGGAGAUCGCCUUUAAGAUGAUACGGACCAACGUCUCUCAUGUAGUGGGACAGCUUGAUGACAUCAGAAAGAACCCUAGGAAGUUUAUCUGCUUGAAUGACAAUAUUGACCACAGCCAUAAGGAUGCCAGCACAGUCAAAGCUGUACUGAGGGACUUCUAUGAAUCAAUGUUCCCAUUGCCCUCUCAGUUUGAGCUGCCCAGAGAAUACAGAAACCGUUUCCUCCACAUGACAGAGCUGCAGGAGUGGCGAAUAUACAGGGACAAGCUGAAGUUCUGGACCCACUGUGUGCUGGUGACAUUAGUCGUCUUCACUGUCAUGUCGUUCUUUGCUGAGCAGCUGAUCAUGUUGAAACGGCGGCUUCUCCCCAGACGCAGGGUCAGCAAUGAUGCAAACCCCGAGCGGGUGUGAGGUUAUUCCUUUCUCAGAGCUUGUGUCUUGUGAAUCUGAAGUACCAGAGUCGUACUUCUGUUAAUGCCAUCAGAUAAAAAUGCCCAUUUGGAGGUGACUGGAUGAAGUUGUAGGCCUCCUCCACAAAGGGGCAUUAGUGAGACACGCAGGGGCCCAGGAGGCAAGCGAUAACACUCUGUUGCUUAUUGAAUGUGAAUUGAACUCAGUGGCCCAUAUCGAGUGUGUUGCCAUAUUACCUUGCGUGUCUGAAUUGUAAUGAUUUGAAAUAGGAUUUUUAACUCCUAAGGAAAUGUCAAGGGUAAAGAUGUUGUUCUUUCUCUUGUUCUCUUUGUCUUGUCUUUCCUUCCUCAUCCUUGCAGUGCCUUUCUUUACCACAUGAAUGAAAGUGGUGGACUUUAAUGCACGGCUGGAACUUUCUGCCUUGCGUUUGGCUUUUUGCAUUUGUCUUAAUUUGUCUUUCAUGCUUGCUUGCUCCAAAGUGGCACAGAAUCUCCGGGAGCAUUUUUACAACCGAAUAGCAAUCUGGAUACUUGGAAAUUUUAGCAAGGAUCAUGAAAAAUGAGCCAUUUCCUUCUCUUUCUCUUUUUUUUUAACUGCAUGUUGUUUUUGCUUGAAAUCCUUCACAUGAUCGUCUCUCAGUGGGACAUUAAAUACUGACUUUGUCUGAAAUUCAGAUUCCAUCGCCUGUGGCCCUGGUGUGUAUUAACUCCUCACCUUCACUUGUCUUUCAAAGGGAAUCGUUCUUGACUUGCUCAAAUGUCAUGACUACUGACCCUAAACCUCUGCAGGGCAUACAUGCCUGAUAAAACAGGCUUGAGUUUAGGAUACGUGAUGAACGAUAAUGCUGUUCUGGGAUGAGUUUCCCUGUUGAUUUUUAUUUAUUAUAUUAGAAAAUACAUAAUUGUUAUGUACAAGCAUAUCUUUGUUUUAUUUUGGAAAUGUAUGUUGCUAAAAUUCUGUCAAAGUACACUUAUUUUAGGUCUCUUUAUUUUAAGACACUUUUCCACUUUUGUGUCAAAUGUAAAUUUAAACCAAGUGCCUAAUUUGCUAAUGAAAUAAGAACAUAAUCUGAAUGCUGAAGCGUAAUGAAACAGCCAAAUAUGUUCAUUAAAAAUCUUUCAAAGUCA
Carassius carassius (crucian carp) is the source of this 4990-nucleotide messenger RNA. Its product is annotated as N-acetylglucosamine-1-phosphotransferase subunits alpha/beta-like. Gene Ontology annotation, cellular component: Golgi apparatus. Gene Ontology annotation, molecular function: calcium ion binding; UDP-N-acetylglucosamine-lysosomal-enzyme N-acetylglucosaminephosphotransferase activity. Gene Ontology annotation, biological process: carbohydrate phosphorylation; N-glycan processing to lysosome. Bases 171 to 3863 code for a protein of 1230 amino acids. NCBI's taxonomy places the organism in Eukaryota, Metazoa, Chordata, Actinopteri, Cypriniformes, Cyprinidae. The record is from RefSeq and is a predicted model, not a curated record. The transcript is spliced from 21 exons.